UUGGGGUGGGGGCGCUGCGACGUAGGGCUCGUCGUAACUGUUUUAAAUAGUUUUCCGACCCUGCUGUGGCCAAGCCUGGCUAAUGUUACUUGUGUCCACGGGCUCUUGUAGACACUGUACUGAGCGUAAGGGUUUAUGAGGGACUCGGUGUUUUAUGGGGGAGCCCUGUCUAGACUGGAACAUAAAACCAGGCCUGUUGCAAGCACCUAGUCAGCUUUCCAGCCGUACUCUGCCUAAACACUUCUCGGCACUUGCAUAUGUAGUGGCUCGGUUGUCAACAUGGCUACUGACUCAGAUGUGCUGCAUUUCCAGUUUGAACAGCAAGGGGAUGCUGUGUUGCAAAAGAUGAACCUCUUGAGACAGCAGAAUUUAUUUUGUGAUGUAUCAAUAUAUAUCAAUGAUACUGAGUUUCAUGGACACAAGGUGAUUUUUGCUGCCUGCUCCACAUUUAUGAGGGAUCAGUUUUUGCUCAAUCAGUCGAAACAGAUGCGAAUCACCAUAUUGCAGAGUGCUGAGGUUGGCAGAAAGUUACUAUUGUCUUGUUAUACUGGUGCUCUCGAAGUUAAAAAGAAGGAGCUUUUGAAAUAUCUCAUUGCUGCAAGUUAUCUUCAGAUGGUCCACAUUGUAGAGAAAUGUACCGAAGCAUUGUCUAAAUAUCUGGAAAUUGAUGCUUCUAUGGAGAACAGUAAUCAGAACACAGAGAAAUGUCAUUCUUCGGAUAUUGAGCUGAGAAAUAAAGAUGACAGUUUAGAUAAAGACUGUGAAAUAAUUGAAAUUUCUGAAGAUAGCCCUGUUAAUGUAGAAUAUAAUGUAAAACGGGAGAAAGGGGAUGUCUUACAACCUGCAAUGCAAAGCUUAAUAUCAGAAAGAAAGGACAUGAAAACUCCAGAGAUUUCCACAGUUGAAAUAGGAUAUAAAGAUGAUGAAAUUUGUAUCUUCAGAAUGGAUUCCAUGAGCACAACCAAUGUGGAAAAUGAUCAUUUUCCACAGCCUUGCACUUCGUCUAAAACAAGCUUGUAUUUUCCAGAAACACAACAUUCACUGAUAAAUUCUACUGUUGAGAGUAGAAUUACAGAAGUACCUGGGAGUCAGUUUCAGGGCUUUGUCAGUGACAAUACAGAAGGAACCUCGAGUGUAAUGAGUGGGUUUCAGAGUUUGGAGGAUUCUGGUUAUUCAUGGCGGCACCAGUGUCCUAAAUGUCCCCGAGGUUUUGUCCACCUUGAAAACUAUCUGAGACACCUAAAAAUGCACAAACUCUUCUUAUGCUUACAGUGUGGGAAAACAUUUACACAAAAGAAGAAUCUCAACAGGCAUAUCCGAGGGCACAUGGGUAUCCGCCCAUUCCAAUGCAUGGUUUGUCUGAAGACAUUUACUGCUAAAAGCACGCUUCAGGACCACUUGAAUAUUCACAGUGGGGACAGACCUUACAAAUGCCAUUGUUGUGACAUGGACUUUAAACACAAAUCUGCCCUAAAAAAGCACUUGACUUCAGUUCACGGAAGGAAUGGUGGUGACAAACCAAACUUUGACACAAUUACACAAAUCAAAAUAGACUAUGAUUAGUGGAUCUCUGGAUAGAUGUAAAGACGUGCUCUAUUUAAAACCCUGUUGUGGUGAAAUGCCAGAAUUUCACCAAAUCUUUAUGUAACAGAGACAAGUGCAAAUAUCUAAUUUUUGUUUACUGUGUUGAAACCUAGUAUUGUGCAAUUGUUUGGAUAGUUUGCUAGUUUAAGGUAAAUGGCAAAAUAUGGGAACAAAAUUUGUGCUCCUUUACAGGUACUCACGGUAUGGAUAAAAGACAGCUCCUCACACCUUUUUCUUGCUUGUGUUUCACACAUCCUCCUCACACUGCUAAUAUUUGCAGGACCCUUUAUCUCAAUGAGCUGAAACCUGAACUGUUGCUUUCCCAUUCUUUAAUAGAGUGGGGAAGGGGAUGUCAAUCCCUAUUCAGGGAGUCAAUCAUUCUCUUUCAAUUGAGCAUUCUAAGAGCGAUAGUUCUUGUUUCAGUUUAUGGUGAGGUCACCUACCUCGUUCACCAAAUUGUUGGCUCUUUUAGCAGCAAAGUCAUGGCCUAUUCUAUUCUAUAUAGAUUUUUUUCUACCACUCUCAUCAAAUCUGAUUCUCAAGUUGUAGGUUUAAAAAAUAAAAACUGGAAAACUCUCUAAUGAAACUUUAAAAUUGUCUUUAUAAAUAGGGGAGGAGUAAAAGACACAAACACGAUUCAGUUCAGUUUUAACUGAAGAGGGUCUCAUUUUAUUCAUGUUCUAAAAUUUUCUAACCUGUUUUUGACAGUUUUGUUCUCACUGAUACAAAUUGUCUGGUUGAACACUUGUUUUAGUAAUCAAACCCUAAAUUAAUUCUUUGCCUUCUGAUUGUAUUUUACAAAACUAAGACACACAUAAAUCUCAGAUGUGUACUGCCGCUAUGAAAAUCUGAGCUACAAGCUGUCACGUAUUAGGAAUCUAUAUCUAUUUGAAAGACGCUCUUUCUGUAUAAGGAGCAGUUUGGAUACUGAGGACUCUUCAGUCUCUAAUUGUAUGAUAUUGUAAAACACGAUUGUAUGUGUCUGGGUAGAUGUCUUGCACUUCAUGGUUUUACCUGCAGGCAUCAAACUGCCCUAUAACUCAAACUCUUUUAUCUUGUGCCUGUCUUUGAGUGGCAUAUAUGUUUCUUCUGUUUAAUGUGGUAUAAAUAAAAAUCUUUAUAUAGUUAUUGGAGUGGAAUAAUGCCAUUUAUUCUAGAUCCUCUUGAAUUAGAAAAAACAGCAGCACUCUUUCUUGUGUAUUUAUAGUGCAUAAGGAUAUAUUUCCACAUUGAUCUUAUGUCAGUUGCAAAGGGAUAUCUUUAGUUAACUUCCUGUAUAUCUUGUAGUACAAAAGCCACUCAUUUGGCUUUCACUCACCAGCCAAUUAGGUGGGGUUUGUGUGAGCAGUAUAUACUGUGUAACUUCCUAUUAUUCGUCUGUAAUAGCAACGUUCAACUGUACUGGUAUGAUGGCUGUUCUCUCUCCUGGAAACCCAAUUUUGGCAGGUUUAAUACUUUAGCCAUUUUACCUUUGUUUCAGGAUGAGUUUGUAAUAGGUUCUUCACUUGACAGUUAGAAUCAUGCUUUGAAUAACUAAUUUACCAGUCACUUAUUAUAGUCCCUGGAGGUCUCAGCUGAGUUCAGGGUCCCAUUAUUUUAGGCAUUGCACAUGAACAUCAGAGAUAAUUCCUGUCUCAAAUGGUUUACAAUCUAAAUAGAUAAGCUAGAGGGUGAUAGGAAGUACUGCUAUCUCUAUUUUACAGAUUUUUACAGUACCCUCAGGCUACUGAGGCACAGAGAGACUAAUGAAGAACAUGCUUCAGUUCAUUUUACAUAGUGUGAAGUAGUCCUAGUGAAGUGAAUUGGUGGACUAGUCCAUGUGUAAAGUUAAGCAUGUAUAUAAGUCUCUGUAGGAAUGGGACCCAAAUGAUAUGCCCAAGGAAGGCAUAACUGGCCAACUGAAACAAUAUCCUAAGUCCCAGUCUAGUGCUUUAAGCAUAAGAUAUCUUUCAUCUCUCUGUUCUGGCAUUCUUAACUAUAACAAUUAUAUUUGUCAAAUUAAGAGUUUGGGUUUUGUUUCCUUAUUUGCCGGACACUGCAUAAUGUAUUUUGCGAUUUUUAAGUUUGAAACAUGGCUGUUUUACAAUUGUGAUAAUUGCUUUUUAUGGCAUUUUGUUAGUUUUGAUUUGUAUUCCUUGGCUACAUCUGUGUUUGCAGUCUUGUUGAACUUGCAUUUAGUGAUGGGUGUGCCCUCACACAGUAACAAAUGUAAAGGAUUCAUUUUUGGUUGUGUAAAUGUCUUUACUUAGUGGUAACAUUAACGGCUCACCUGACUUCCAAAAACAUAUUCUUACUCUGCACUCUUGGUUAGUGUAGUAACAAAUGUUAACUGGGGUGUAUGUACAGGUUUAUAUCUAACUGUUUAUUUAUGCCUGCAGAUUUGCACACUUUUUUUUAAAAAAAUCAGGUUCUUAGGAGAUGUCAGAAAACAUUGGAGAACUGUAUUAAACUAACAAAUUAAGGAAAACUUGAUACUCCUUUUAAAUUGGACCCUUUGUAAUAUUGUAUAGAAGUUAAAUGUAUUGUGCUGUUUUAGUGCAGAUAGAGCCUUGGUUUGGCUGUCUUAGGCAUUUUAGUUGAACCAACUCAUUCUGGCAAGUGCAUGAGUCUCAGCAAUAUGAAUGUAAACAAUCAUUGCCUGAUACAGGUGUGUUACUCAUAUUUCCCUAACUGAUAAAAGGGAAAUAGAGGCUAUGAUCCUGAUAUGCACUUUCUAUGUGAGGAUUGGUAACUCUUUUUUAUUCAGCAGUUGUAGUGCAUGUACAUCUGAGAGGAAGCUGUGUGUACCGCUUUGGUGGCUAGAAUUUCUUAUGUGAUGAAUUUUGUUAUAAGAGAACGGGACUCGGGCAUAUAUAUGCAUAUAACUCCCCUUGUACCACUUUCUUAAAUGUAACCAUUUGCUCUAUUUAUAACAUAAAUAAAAUGGAAUGGAAAU
This is a messenger RNA of Dermochelys coriacea (leatherback sea turtle), 4519 nucleotides long. RefSeq names its product zinc finger and BTB domain containing 6 (gene ZBTB6). The record is from RefSeq and is a predicted model, not a curated record. Gene Ontology annotation, biological process: regulation of transcription by RNA polymerase II. Gene Ontology annotation, molecular function: protein binding; DNA-binding transcription factor activity, RNA polymerase II-specific; RNA polymerase II cis-regulatory region sequence-specific DNA binding. NCBI's taxonomy places the organism in Eukaryota, Metazoa, Chordata, Testudines, Dermochelyidae. The transcript is spliced from 2 exons. The coding region runs from base 280 to 1563 and encodes 427 amino acids.